Molecule: messenger RNA, 4189 nt
Organism: Colias croceus (clouded yellow)
Lineage: Eukaryota; Metazoa; Arthropoda; Insecta; Lepidoptera; Pieridae
Gene: nAChRalpha1
Product: acetylcholine receptor subunit alpha-like 1
Exons: 10
Coding region: 327-1934 (535 amino acids)
Biological process (GO): regulation of membrane potential; signal transduction; nervous system process
Cellular component (GO): postsynaptic membrane; synapse; neuron projection
Molecular function (GO): transmembrane signaling receptor activity; acetylcholine-gated monoatomic cation-selective channel activity
Source: RefSeq, a predicted model, not a curated record
GGCCCAUGUGACGACAAUGAUCGUUCUUGUUUACGUUAGUUAACACACGCUACGCUGGCAUGCUAAUUCGGACUGUUGGGGGUUGCGAUACGUGGACUGCACGCGGCGGCGACGCGCGGAAGCUGGCGGUUGUAUCGCGCGCGGCUGUAGCACGCGCGGCUUAUUUGGGUUUGCGUGAUGCGGUAGCAAGGAGGCGCAGCCGAGCGGCGGGUGCGAUCUCGUACGCUCUCGGCUAUGUGGCCCCCUCGCGCUCCAUUGUAAGUCUCGAUCAGUCGAUGACACAGCCAAGGAGGACCCAUGUCUUACUGGGGAGGUGUUAGCCUAAGAUGGUGUUGGCGUUUGUGGUCGGCGUACUGUGCGUGUGUGGCCGCCUAAGCGUCGCGAACCCAGAAGCGAAGCGGCUGUACGACGAUCUCUUGUCCAACUACAACCGGCUCAUCCGGCCCGUGGGUAACAACUCCGACCGGCUCACCGUGAAGAUGGGGCUGCGGCUCAGUCAGCUGAUCGACGUUAAUCUUAAGAAUCAAAUCAUGACAACGAACGUGUGGGUUGAACAGGAGUGGAACGAUUACAAGCUCAAAUGGAACCCUGACGAUUACGGUGGUGUAGAUACGUUGCACGUGCCUUCUGAACACAUAUGGCUGCCAGAUAUAGUGUUAUAUAAUAAUGCGGACGGCAACUACGAGGUGACGAUAAUGACGAAAGCCAUCCUGCACCACGACGGGAAGGUGGUGUGGAAGCCGCCCGCCAUUUACAAGUCGUUCUGUGAGAUCGACGUCGAGUACUUCCCAUUUGAUGAGCAGACCUGCUUUAUGAAGUUCGGUUCGUGGAGCUAUGACGGUUAUACGGUGGAUCUAAGACAUUUGAAACAGACGCCGGAUUCAGACCACAUAGGAAUGGGCAUCGACUUAUCGGAGUACUAUAUUUCAGUGGAAUGGGACAUCAUGCGGGUACCUGCUACGCGAAAUGAGAAAUUCUACUCGUGCUGUGAAGAACCUUAUCCUGACAUCAUUUUUAAUCUUACUCUUAGAAGAAAAACACUUUUCUACACGGUCAAUCUUAUCAUUCCCUGCGUCGGAAUCUCUUUCCUGUCAGUGUUAGUCUUCUACCUGCCCUCUGAUUCCGGAGAGAAGAUUUCGCUUUGUAUCUCCAUUCUUCUAUCGUUGACCGUGUUCUUCUUAUUGUUAGCAGAAAUUAUUCCGCCAACGUCACUAACUGUCCCCUUGUUAGGCAAAUAUUUAUUAUUUACAAUGAUGCUAGUCACGUUAUCAGUAGUUGUCACUAUCGUGGUGCUAAAUGUAAAUUUUAGGUCCCCAGUCACUCACAAUAUGGCUCCGUGGGUGCGCAAAGUCUUUAUAGAUUUUUUACCUAAAAUAUUGUGUAUACAAAGACCAGAAAAACCGCCCGACGAUGACGAUGAUGAUGAUAAUGACAAACCUACUGAGGUGCUGACUGAUGUCUUCGGUGGUGACGAUAUGGACGGCAAGUUCAAAGAGUGGGCCUGCGAAGAAUACGAGCUGCCAGGAAUGCCCCCUUCUCCCCCUCCCCCUCCAGGUGGUGACGACGAGCUAUUUUCCCCUCCCCCUGGAUCUCCUUGUCGCUUGGACUUAGACGAUGGUAGUCCGUCGUUAGAAAAGCCUUUUGUUAGGGAAAUGGAAAAGACUAUAGAAGGAUCGAGGUUUAUAGCGCAACACGUGAAAAAUAAAGAUAAAUUUGAGAGCGUGGAAGACGACUGGAAGUACGUAGCAAUGGUAUUAGAUAGGAUCUUCUUAUUCGCGUUUACGAUAGCAUGUGUCGUCGGCACGGCUCUUAUAAUAUUUAGAGCGCCCACUUUUUACGACAACACGAAACCGAUAGAUAUCCUCUAUUCAAAGAUAGCGAAGAAGAAGUUGGAGUUGCUCAAAAUGGGUUCGGAAGGUGACCCGGGUCUCUGAAAUUCGUCUUACGUCUUCGGCCACUCGCCGCCGAAGACGUUCUGGGAGCUGAUCGUCAUGUGGUGGCACGGAUGAUCCAUGUAAAGCUCCCAGCAGGGAACUGUUGGCGAGGACUCGUUGUGCUCAGUGUGGUGCCACGCGCUCGGUGCGCUGGACGUUUUACCGCGAGCGUUCAAACCGUCUUUUAUACAAACUAUUAGACUGUGUCCGUCGAUAGUGAAAUCGAGAACGGAAUGGGCGUUUUGUGUUUACGCCAGAUUUGCCAUAGCUAUUUUUAUAAGAAAUCGCCGGUCAACAUUGCGUAUAAGUCUAUUUUGUAUCUUCGGCAUUUGUUUACAAUAAUUAUUUAAUACGACGCACAACAUUGAUUAUCUAUAGGAUGAUUGUAUCGACUUUUAUGUUCUGAAGUGUCGUCAUCGAUGUAUCAAAAUAAAUAAGAUUAAAUUAAAGUAAUGUUUACUUCGAAUACAAUAUGAGCUCAAGUUAAAUACACUUUAAGUAAUAUAAAAGCAAUUUCAAAUGAACUAAUUAAUAGACCGCCGUAAAUACGUAUAAUAUUUUCGUGCGAACGUCCUCAAUGUGUAGGGCACGUAGUUGAGGUGUGGAUUAAAUAAGUAUUGUGAAUUAUACAUUUAAUAUUUUAUAAACUGCGUACUCGCGUAAAAAUAAUAUGGACAAUAUGAAUAUGACGAUCAUAAUAUGCCCUGUAGAUGUAAUAAAAGAUGUAGAUAUCGUUAGGAAUAACUAGGUAUCAGAAAUAAUUAUUGAAUCUCAUAUUAUGAUGCCAAAUAAGUUUAAUGAUAACAAGAAUCGCGUCAGUGAUAUUGUUUGACUAGGUUUCGAUAAAACAAUUGACUGCCAAUUGUAAAAUAUAACUUUUAUAAUACUCGGUAUUCUUAGAUAGUUUGAUAACUCAUUUAAUUAAUUACAAUUUUAACUUGUGCCAAAUAUUGCCAGUUAUUUCAUAGUUUCGAAAAAGCCAACUGAUUAAGUUAAGAAUUGUCGUUCAUUUUUGUAUAUGCUUGUUCAUAGUUUCUUACAUUGCUUGCCCAAAACAAUGACUGAUCGUUGGACUCCGCGUCUAUUCUUAUUGGAAGUAUCUAAUUCUGUAACUAUUGAUAACGUAUUUGUAUUUUCAAUAACAAUCCUAGAGUACAGGGUAAAAUUAGUACACAAACUUCUCUUGAUUUGUAAUCUCACGAUUUCACUGAUUGUAAUGUCUUUUACACACUUAACGGCACUUUACCACUUAAAGUCUUAGAUAUUAAAAUCAUUGUUGAGGUUUGUGAAUUUAGUCAUAACAAUUUAGGUAGUCUAAAAUUUUUUCCUAGAUUAGAAUCGUUUAGUAAUUCAUUUCGUUCGUACCUAUCCACUUCAUACUCUAAAGUUUCGUAGUUUGUACUUUUGAGGUCAUCUUAUCUAGCGCAUCUAAGCGCGUCAUAUUACACCACAUUAACCCAUUUGUAGGGUAUCGUAGAAUUUGUCGUAAUAAUAAUAAUAAAUAAAAAAUUUCGAGCCGCGUUUUUGAUAUGUCAAAGUAAUUCAUGAUUAUUAGAUACCUAAUGAUAAUCUAGUUAAAUCAAAGUUAUUCAUAUUUUAAUAAACACAGCAAGAGAUAGGAAAACAGGGAAUGGUAUAGUGAAAUAAAACCGUAUUGUGUGAUUCGUCUUAAAUGUUUAUAAUAUGUGUUGUUGAAUGUGUUUAGAUGUUUGUAACGUUGCAAGCGAAGGCUAGUUUACAUUAGAUGACAUAAUUUUAGUACAUACGGAUGAUGCUAAUGCAUCUUCGGACGCUCGCUAAAGGUUGAAAGAAUUAUAGUACCCACUGUUCCGAACGGACGCAAAAAUCGCUAGUAAGCAGCUCUGAGCUAUGUCAGGAUUGAUAUAGGGGUAGAAAUUAGGUUCGAUGUGAACGUCACGUAGGUAAACCAUGCGAACAGUGAUAAAUGGGAACUUGCGUCUAACAGAUUGCUUCCCUCUUAUUGGUCGAUGAUCGCACGAUCCGCCGUAACACCGGUCUCGGAGCUGUCUGCCUCAAUCACGGUUCAAAGGAAUUUUUGAAUGGAAUUGUUCAAUAAUUUUACUAUAAGUACAUCACAUAUAUUAAUCGAAGUAGGAAUGUGCUAUUGCACGCACCGAAACACACCAAAUUAGUAUUAUCAGUAACAUACUGUUAGUUAAGUCCACAGGCUUCCCUCACUGUUCCGUGAUUAUCUAAUUUAAUUGUAGAUAUUUGCUAGAAAAUAAACGGUCUGU